Cryptococcus amylolentus CBS 6039 is the source of this 531-nucleotide messenger RNA. RefSeq lists its product as hypothetical. The transcript is spliced from 2 exons. The record is from RefSeq and is a predicted model, not a curated record. Bases 1 to 531 code for a protein of 176 amino acids. NCBI's taxonomy places the organism in Eukaryota, Fungi, Basidiomycota, Tremellomycetes, Tremellales, Cryptococcaceae.
AUGAUCGUCCUGGCUUCGUUGGUGUUUGCCGUCGCCUUCUCCGCCCUCCCCUCCACAGAGCCAUCAGAUGACGAGGAAUACGCCCAAUACCAGGCUUACAUGGAGAGGCGCCGGGCCAAAGCCGCCAAAGCGAAGAAGGCAGCAAUCAGCUCCGACUCCAAGCGCAAGCUCGUGCUCGAGAACAAGGAGGGCAUAAACGCGAAGAGGAGCUGGAAAGGCGGUGGAAUGCGGGGAUGUGACUUUGGUAUCCAAGUCCCCAGCACAGACUCCGUCGACCCUCUUGCCCCUUCUCCCACAAUAACCUCCGCUUCUCGAACGUCCCGGGCACUGUCGCAUUCAUUCUCUUUCCCCUCUUUCGCGCCUUCAACUUCACCCUUCCCCUCGAGCCCCGUCUUUGAGGGGGGGGACAAGUGCGGUUUCAGGCAUUUGAGGCGAGUGUCGUCCGUGCCGAGUUUGAGCAUGUCUGCUACGAGCUCUAGGCAGGGAUCCAUCAUCAGCUCGCCAGAGACGACUACUGUCACUCUUCAUUGA